Messenger RNA from Portunus trituberculatus (swimming crab), 2595 nucleotides. RefSeq names its product SET and MYND domain-containing protein 4-like. The coding region runs from base 92 to 2251 and encodes 719 amino acids. The record is from RefSeq and is a predicted model, not a curated record. The transcript has 5 exons. Gene Ontology annotation, molecular function: protein binding. Lineage: Eukaryota; Metazoa; Arthropoda; Malacostraca; Decapoda; Portunidae.
CAGCGGACCACAAGGCAGUGAAAGGUGAGGCUCCGCACGGUGACAUUCCUCGCCAUACUCUAGUAGAUUCCUUCCCGACCACUGACUCAUCAUGGCUUCUGAGUCUAAGGAAGAUGAAUACUCGAAGUCGAUAAGGUCCUCGUCUCGAUCUCAAGUGGACCCUGAUGACAUCACUUAUGAUACUUUGGUGACAGAUUUUAUGUUCGAAGUGGCAGAGAAGAAGCCAAGCCUUGUCCAGGAGUUCGCCAAAAUAUUUACGCCCAAAGCGACACUCGAGGAAAUGUUCAAAUUCCUGUGGAGCCUGGAUGAGGCGAAAGAGACCCUUAAGCCCAACCUGACCUUUUCCGUCAAGACCAUUAAGGCCGCACACGCCUACUGGACUCACGGUAAUGCCUGUAUGAAAAAUGGAGAUAGGGACCAUGCGCUCAAAUUCUACAAUAAGAGCUUGAGAGAAGCGCCACAUCCGGUCAUCGUAAUGGACGGCAAGCAGUGGGGGCAAGAGGAGUGUGACAUUGUGUACUCAAAGUCCACGAUCUCCUCUGCCACAGAGGAAAAAGAUCCCUAUGAAGAAGAAGGAUGGGGAGCAUACUCAGCGCUCGCCCAUGCGUACGAGGCACGAGCGCGCGUUUUAUUCUCUCUGGAACAAUACCAGAAGUGUAGGGAAGACAUUGAUCGCGUGCUGGCCUGGGGAUGUUCUGCACCAGUAGAGGAAAAAAUGAUUAAAUUGAGAGAAGAGUGCGAGAGGCUGGGACCACUCGAUAUCGUGCAAGCGGAGCCAUGCAGCAAGAAUCAGUCGGUGUCUUUUUUGUACCAGUCACCCGAGCCACCAACCCUGACCGACCCCAACCCCUCCUACCCAUCAUUCAGCAGCGCCGUGAACUUCGUCACUGACGACGAACAUGGGAGGCACAUGGUAGCCAGCAGGGAUAUUGCGGCUGGAGAGGUUGUGUCCGUGGACAAGGCGUACAGUGCAGUGUUGUAUCCUAAGUAUUUCGGCGAAUACUGCACGAUCUGCCUGAAGAGAACAUCUGCGCCUGUGCCAUGCCCUAAUUGCACGACAGUGAUAUUUUGCAGUGAAAAAUGUCGUCUUAAUGGUCUAGCAGGCUGUCAUAAGGUGGAGUGUUCCAUCCUCCACACACUGGCUAGACUCAACAUGAGCAACAAUGCAGUGCUGGCAAUACGAUUGUUCUCUGACAUGGGUUACAUCAAUUUGAAAUCGAUGGUACCUCCGCUGCAGGAAAAGGCAAACUCCACAGAAAGGCAGGAACUGGACGAUGCCGGCGUGUACAACUCUGGCAACUACCGCACAGUGUACAGCCUCGUCACCAACAAGGACAAGAGAGGUGUUAAUGACUUGUUGAAGAGGACCAUGGAGAGCUUUGUGCUUUUGAAACUGCUGCUCCUCACUGACGAGUAUUUCGUGGACAACUUCGGCAAUAAACUGUAUGUCGAUGAUGAUGAAGUGCUCUUCACUGGCACCAUGCUGAUGCACCACAUGAUGGUGUUAUGGUGCAACGCAGACACCAUUGGUGAAAUCCAGCACGAGCGAAAGGAUUCCACAGCAAGUCCCGUGGUGGCUUACGGCACAGGUCUCUUCCCUUCGAGCAGUCUGCUGAAUCACGCCUGUUAUUCUACGUGCGCCAGUGUUUCGUACGGCUACGUGCAGGUAAUGAGGGCGUGUCGCCGCAUUUCUGCCGGCACGGAGAUGACACGGCAGUACGCAGAUCUGUUCCAAAAGAAAUUGCAUGAAAGGAUGGCUAUUUUGAAGGCACGCUACCACUUCGUUUGUCAUUGCCAGGCGUGUUUGGGCAACUGGCCUUUUACACUUCCCUUCAAUUAUGAGUACGAGCUGAAGUGUGUGGUUUGUGGGAAAGCUGUCUUGAAGGAGAGUAAGAAAUGCCAGAAUUGUAAUAUUGUGUACAACCACCAAGGACCGUUACUGGACCGUCCCGAGGUGACCAUUUACGACUACCCGGUGAUGAGGGCCAAAAUGGAUGACGCUCUGGAGAAAUACAUGAUGGCAGUUCCUCGCUUCAUGGAGGGCUCUGAUACGCCCGAGGAUUACACGGCCAUUAAAGAACUACUUGAUCUAUACGACACUUUCGUAGUGUUGCCAACUCACGGCCACAUAGUGGUGCAGAGCCUCCUGCACGCUGCCAGUCUGAGGAAAGGCACCUCGGCCUACGUGAAGGGUAAUUGUUGGAAUGAGCGUCUUCUUUCUUGGAAGACCGCUGGGCUUGCCCUCCAGUAAUUCUAUAGAGCAUGGGAAAGAGAUUCCCAGAUUGUAUAUCUUGGCGUGGAUCAAGCCUUCAGUUCUAAUGUUAUGUGUUUUGGGUAUCAUUCUGAAAGUAGUUGUUGCGUUGUGAUCUUAAAUAAUUUGUUACGGGGGUUUGUUACUGCUGGUGUUAUUCUGUGUAAAAUACCACUAAUUCUGCAUUGUGCUACUCGCUGAACUGCCAGCUGAGCAUCUUAUUGUUCCAUUAUGAUCUAAUGUAAUGCAGCAUGCAACGUUUCGGAAAGUCCUAACCCUAGCACUUUAAUCAGUAAGUGGAAGAAAGUAUUCCGUGAUUAAAUGAUUUAUUGUUUGCCAGGAAA